This is a messenger RNA of Durio zibethinus, 1488 nucleotides long. The record is from RefSeq and is a predicted model, not a curated record. NCBI's taxonomy places the organism in Eukaryota, Viridiplantae, Streptophyta, Magnoliopsida, Malvales, Malvaceae.
ACGUAGUAGAGUGAGAAAGAGUGAAAAAAAAACCUAAUUUUCGUGUUAAGACCAAAGUUGAUCUGCAGACCAACCAAAUCAGGCCCCCGUUUCUCGCAUCCCAUAUAAAAGGCAACAAGGCAACCAAUCUCCGGCGUACGGCCUGCCUUCGCUUACAAAAUGGCGGUUAAUACUUCAACUUACUGCGCACCUCCAUUGAAUCGGUUCCCAGGUCGCCGAUUGCCGAUCGUUUUCAUCAGCCUGGCCUCCUCCUCUCGAUCCUUUUGCUUCCCCGGAGAUCCCACCCUGAGGAUCGUCUCCGUCCAUUCUCAGAAACCUGGCUCCGAGAGUUCGGCCAUUAUUUUGGAGACUGGAGGUCAGUCGAGGUCGUCCAGUUCGUCCACGGCCUCCGCCAUUGAUUUUCUCACAUUGUGCCAUAGUCUCAAGACCACAAAAAGGAAGGGUUGGAUCAAUCACGGGAUAAAGGGUCCUGAAUCAAUUGCUGACCAUAUGUACCGCAUGGCUUUGAUGGCUUUGAUUGCUGGUGACCUUCCUGGUGUGAAUAGAGAAAGGGAAAUUUUAUGCCUUUUUCGAUCUAACUUUUACAGGUGUAUUAAGAUAGCAAUUGUCCAUGAUAUUGCAGAAGCUAUUGUUGGAGAUAUAACACCAUCAGAUGGUGUGCCUAAAGAAGAAAAAAGCAGACGUGAGCAAGCAGCUUUAACUGAAAUGUGCAAAAUUUUGGGUGGAGGAAUGAGGGCUGAGGAGAUCCAAGAACUGUGGGCAGAAUAUGAAAAUAAUGCUUCUUUGGAAGCUAAUCUUGUGAAGGAUUUUGACAAGGUUGAAAUGAUUCUGCAAGCUCUGGAAUAUGAAAUGGAACAUGGGAAGGUGCUGGAUGAAUUUUUCCUUUCAACUGCAGGAAAAUUUCAGACAGAAAUUGGAAAGAGUUGGGCAGCAGAGAUCAAUUCAAGGAGAAAUUCACAAUUGGCUGACAAACCUAAUUGACCAAAGGGUUAGUAUCAAUUUGCAUUUUUAUCUAGUUUCAAGAUAGAAAUGCAAAAUUUUUGGAAUGGGAAAACAGUAUGGGGCAAAAUUUCACCCUGACGCACCUGGUGUGGCACCCUAUGACGAUGUCCAGUUGUCUUGUAUUUAGAAGCAACCAAGAGGGUCCAUUGUUAACGGAACCACCAAGGCUGCGGAACCUGGGAGUCUAGCUUUGUAGGGGCCAAUGGGUCCUGUGGUGCUUACUGCUUAGAAUCUCCUGUUAAUUUUUCAGAAAGUUUUUUGUUGUAUGAAUGCAAAGUGAUUUCAUUAGAUAACCUAUGGUUCGUAAACAAUAGUGCAAAAGUUCAAUCUACACUAGCUACCACCUAUAUUUUUUUAGUAAUAUUGUGAUAAAUUAAAGGUAUUUAGUAAUAAUAUUUUAUAUCUGUAUAGAAAACACCAUAUAUCUUCACUUUAAGGAAUUUUGAGUGUAAUGUCAAUUAAUUUCUUCUGUUUCUAUAUAGAUAA